AUGGAUUUGGGAAAGGACCAAUCUCACUUGACGUUCCAUCAGACAACUAAUCCUCGUCAAGAAAAGAACCAUGUUCCAGAAGUCAUUGGAACUUGGAAUUUGCGAAACAGAGAGCAACUCAGAAAAAGAAAAGCUGAAGCACAAGAGAAGCAAAAUUUGCAAUGGCACUUUGGGUAUGAGAAAAAAUGCAAGCGGCCAAGGACAGGAAAAGGAAAUAAAAGAGGCAGAAAGAGAAAACAAAAUACAGAACUGAAGGUGGAACCUCAGUCACAAUUUAAAAAGGACAUGAUGGAGAAAGCACUGGCAUCUGUGGAGAAAGAAACUGAGCCACCCAGGAGUAUAACCGAAGCACUCUCUCUGGUAGCCUCUCCCAAAAAAGUUGUGCCUAAGAAACAAUUUUCUGCAGAGGAUAAAGAAAGCAUUAUGUAUCAGGAAAGUUCUUCUGAGUUACAAGGAAUAGUGGUACAAAACCACCCUUCUGAAACAUGCCAAGAUAUGGCUGAACCUGAAGUCCUCUCUCCUACAAUGUGCCAAGAAAGAGUGGUACUUCAAGACCAUACUUCUAAAAUUUGUCCUGAUAUGGCUGAACCUGAAGCCCUCUCUCCUAUAAUGUGCCAAGAAACAGUUGUACUUCAAGGUCAUCCUUCCAAAAUGUGUCCUGAUAUCUCUGAACCUGAAGCCUCCUCUCCUACAAUGUGCCAAGAAAUGGCUGUAGUCAAAGACAUUCCUUCUAAAACACCUGAAGAUGUAGCUGACCUGGAAGCAUGCUCUCUUGAAGCACCCCCCAAACCAGAUGUGCCUAAAGGAUACGCUCUUGAAACAUACCAAAAAGGAGCUGAACCCGAGGAAUACAAUUCUGACCCAGAUCAAGGAAUGGCUGAGAUUGAAAGCCUCUUUCCUAAAACACAAGACAUAGCUGUGCCUAAAGACCUUUCUACAAAAACACACCAAGAAACAGUUGAACCUGAACACUUCUCUUGUGAAACAUAUCAAGAAUUUGCUAUGCCUAAAGCAUCCUGCCAUCAAAGGAGCCAAGAAAUGCCUGCCCCUGGGGAAUAUCCACCUGAAAUAUGUCAAGAGACACCUAGACCUGAGGACUCUUCACCUGAAAUAUACCAAGAAACAGCUGGGACUGAAGACUAUUCACCUGAAAUAUACCAAGAAACACCUGGGCCUGAGGACCUCUCUACUAAGACAUAUAAAAAUAAGGAUACGCCUAAAGAAUGCUUUCCAGAACCAUACCAAGAAACAGGUGGGCCCCAAGGCCAGGAUCCUAAAAUACAUCAGGAUGAUGCUAAGGAUGUUUAUACUUUUCCCCGAGAAAUGAGAGAAAAACCCAAAGCAGAAGAACCAGAGAUACCAGCAAUUCCAAAUGUUCCUCAAGAGAUUCAUCCAGAAAAUGAUGUCUUUAGUUAUGUUUUGUUUUAACAAUGCUCAACCAUCAAUAGUUGUCCAACAAAAUACACAUCUUAAUAUU
Molecule: messenger RNA, 1477 nt
Organism: Nyctereutes procyonoides (raccoon dog)
Lineage: Eukaryota; Metazoa; Chordata; Mammalia; Carnivora; Canidae
Gene: HEMGN
Product: hemogen
Exons: 5
Coding region: 1-1428 (475 amino acids)
Biological process (GO): regulation of osteoblast differentiation; cell differentiation
Cellular component (GO): nucleoplasm
Source: RefSeq, a predicted model, not a curated record